Molecule: messenger RNA, 375 nt
Organism: Phytophthora infestans T30-4
Lineage: Eukaryota; Oomycota; Peronosporomycetes; Peronosporales; Peronosporaceae
Exons: 2
Coding region: 1-375 (124 amino acids)
Source: RefSeq, a predicted model, not a curated record
AUGCCGCUGUAUGCCACGCACGGAUUCGAAGACGUCACGGAGCACAUUGACAUUCUCGUCAUCUCCGGGGGCUCUCCUGGUCGCUUGAUGAAGCAAGAACACGAGGCAUUCAUGACGUUUCUGAAGGGGGUCGCGGAAACGGCGACGUAUGUGUUGACUCGUCGUGGGGGCGCAUCCGACGAUCAGUGGGUCCAUAAGGCGCGCUGGGUCCAAGACGGCACGAUCUGGACGAGCUCUGGUGUCACGGCGGGCAUGGAUAUGGCACACGCAUUUAUGGCGUCUACGUACGGCCAGGAUGCAGCGGAAAAAAUGGCGUGCUACAUGGAAAACGUGCCCAACGUUGAUCCUCAUGACGACCCGUUUGCCGCUAUGUAG